Elephantulus edwardii (Cape elephant shrew) is the source of this 1822-nucleotide messenger RNA. RefSeq names its product carbohydrate (chondroitin 4) sulfotransferase 11 (gene CHST11). The coding region runs from base 433 to 1491 and encodes 352 amino acids. Gene Ontology annotation, biological process: proteoglycan biosynthetic process; carbohydrate biosynthetic process. Gene Ontology annotation, cellular component: membrane. Lineage: Eukaryota; Metazoa; Chordata; Mammalia; Macroscelidea; Macroscelididae. The record is from RefSeq and is a predicted model, not a curated record. The transcript has 3 exons. Gene Ontology annotation, molecular function: sulfotransferase activity.
AUAUAGAUCAUUGGAGCGCAAUGAAGUAGCUUUUGGAGAGGAGGGAGGGGGCCGUCCGACAGCCACAGCGGCCAGCGAAGCGGCGGCGGCCAAGGCAGCACCAUCACCGCUCGCAGCCCAGCCUCUCCGGCCGCGAGGAGGCAGCGGCGGCCGCCGGCGGGAGCGGAGGAGAAGGCGGCGGAGGAGGAGCAGGGGCGCGCAGCCGGUGGGGCCACGCAUCCCCGCACUUCCAGAGCAACUCCGGCGCCUUGCACACCCCCGCCCCGGGCUGGGGGCUCCUAGAGUGGCCGCGCAGCCCACCCGAUCCUCCACACCAGCCCUGCCCACUCCUCUCCGGCAGCUCCGGGACUCGAGUCCGCGCGCCCGGGUCCUCGCUCCUGCGCCCCGGGAGCGCCGCCCGGACACCCCGACCCCGGCAGGCAGGACAAAGCCAUGAAGCCGGCGCUGCUGGAAGUGAUGAGGAUGAACAGAAUUUGCCGGAUGGUGCUGGCCACUUGCUUGGGAUCCUUUAUCCUGGUCAUCUUCUAUUUCCAAAGUAUGUUGCACCCAGUCAUGCGGAGGAAUCCCUUCGGCGUGGACAUCUGCUGCCGGAAGGGGUCCCGCAGCCCCCUGCAGGAACUCUACAACCCGACUCAGCUGGAGCUCUCCAACACGGCCAUCCUGCACCAGAUGCGCCGGGACCAGGUGACGGACACCUGCCGAGCCAACAGCGCCGUGAGCCGCAAGCGGCGGGUCCUGACCCCCAGCGACCUGAAGCACCUGGUGGUGGACGAGGACCAUGAGCUCAUCUACUGCUACGUGCCCAAGGUGGCCUGCACCAACUGGAAGCGCCUCAUGAUGGUGCUGACCGGCCGGGGCAAAUACAGCGACCCCAUGGAGAUCCCGGCCAACGAGGCCCACGUGUCGGCCAACCUGAAGACCCUCAACCAGUACAGCAUCCCCGAGAUCAACCACCGCUUGAAAAGCUACAUGAAGUUCCUGUUUGUCCGCGAGCCCUUCGAGCGCCUGGUGUCAGCCUACCGCAACAAGUUCACCCAGAAGUACAACACCUCCUUCCACAAGCGCUAUGGCACCAAGAUCAUCAAGCGCCAGCGUAAGAACGCCACCCAGGAGGCCCUGCGCAGGGGCGACGAUGUCAAGUUCGAGGAGUUUGUGGCCUAUCUCAUCGACCCCCACACCCAGCGGGAGGAGCCCUUCAACGAGCACUGGCAGACCGUCUACUCCCUGUGCCACCCCUGCCACAUCCAUUACGACCUCGUGGGCAAGUACGAGACGCUGGAGGAAGAUUCUAACUAUGUCCUGCAGCUGGCAGGCGUGGGCAGCUACCUGAAGUUCCCCACCUAUGCCAAGUCCACGAGAACUACUGAUGAGAUGACCACAGAGUUCUUCCAGAACAUCAGCUCGGAGCACCAAACGCAGCUCUACGAAGUCUACAAACUCGAUUUUUUAAUGUUCAAUUACUCAGUGCCAAGCUACCUGAAGUUGGAAUAGGAAGGCGAGGGGGCAGGGGGUGGGGGGAGGUUUAGGGGAGAGGGAGAGAAUCGUGCUUUUUAAUUUAAGAUUUUUAUUUGUCAAAAAGAAAUAUAUGGAUAUUGGGUUAUUUUGUAAAUUAAUAUUCCUUUGGGGGAUGAUGCUGCGAGCAGCAUGGUGAGAAUUAUUUAAAAGCCGUAGUCGGGAAGGACAGCUGUCUUUGCAAGGGAAUCGGAUGAGUGUCCUCGUUGUUUAGACGUGUGCACUGCAACACUGUCUCAAAGGUCGUGUUCUGGUGAAUUCCAUGAAUUGUGCUUUCCAUAAAUUCUAAUUAAUAUUAUUUAUAGUUAUU